UAGCGGUAUCGUGCAUGCGCAGUUCGCCGAGGGUUUGCACUUCAGUAUUUCAAUGUGCUAUGUGAUGUAUUGCUCUUCUUGUAGUAUUCAGUUAUCGAACUUGGCACUUCCAACUUCAUCGUUGACAUCCACCAGCCAGGGUCUUGUCAUCCAAGCUUCUGAUAUCUCCUUCUAUAUCCAUGGUGAUUGGCAGUACAGAGGAAAUGACUGGUAAAAUGUACUAGUAAUUGCCUAGCGUUAAGCAAGGGGCAACUGUAAUUCUGAGUUUCAUCUUAGAAAUAGUUGGUACAAUGUAGGAAUGCAAUCUGUGUCUCAGUAUAAUGUUAUGUUCUAGGAAUGCAAAUAUUCUGCACACUACAUGCCAAUGUACGAGAUUGAAACGCUUCGGAAUGUUACUGCACACUGUGACGAGGUGGUAGAGUUUCAGAUGACAACCCUAACUCAACUUAUAGAUUAUGAAGAGUCGAAUCGGAGAAGCUAGAAGGAAUCUCUCCACCCAGUAUGACUGUUAAUGGUUCUGCACAGCGUCCUCCACGUACAUACAGACUUCAAAAGAUGUCAGCAGUUACCUUACUGUAGCACUUCUUCUGUCUGCGUCUUCAUGCUUAAAUCCUUCUAUUACCUGGCAUAGCAGGCCACAACUUCAACUUAUUCUUCUCCCUACACCCUUGUAAUGUAUCAAGCCUGUACCACCUAGCUGGUAUGUUACAUGUCCUAGAGAAACAUUACUGAUUCUAGUACAUUUGCCUGAGUCAUAAUAUUGGCUUACUACCCGUACACUAGAGUUGACCUCACCACUAACAACGUCUGAGAACUUGAAUUAAUAUCCUUUUACUAAUGCCACUACACAUUUGAUUUAAUCUUCCUUCUUCCAUUUUCUUGAUAUAUAACAAACCACUAUUAGUAUAAAAGUAACACCCAAGUAAGUGCAUUAUGAUAGUCUAGGAAGGCAUUAGCAAACACUAUCAUUAGCCUUUAGUUUCCUCCUCCUAAGCAUGCGCACAGCUUCUCUUUAGACGCACAAAGUUGUGUUCGUACUAAACUCCAAGUCUUAAACCACAGCUAGAAUCUGUGCCUCCUCCACCUCCCUCAACAGCUCAUUCAUAAGUCAGAUUCGAACAUACCAAACCCUAGGCAAUAAUGCCACACAGUAUCAUUGUGCUUUCUCUGUAUUAAGAAGGAAUGCAUGUGUCCCCUUUCCCUCCUUUAGUCUACCCUGCACAAGUUCAUUUAGUGUAUUUUCGACACCACUCCUUUUACCCUGAAAACUGACUGACCCUCUUGCGCCCUUGUCCAGAUGCUUAUUAUACUUUACAAAACAAAUUCCUAAUCACACUCAUAGAGUUAUGUCCCUAUAAUUACCAGGAUCUCCACUGUGGUGGCACAAACGCCUCACGCCAAACUACAGCAAACAACUGUUGAAGCAACUUCCCUGACCCACAUACGUAUUUAGGAAGCUCCCCCACAAGCUUGUCACCACUGCCAGUCUUCAACUUCUUGACAUCAUAUGCUAUCUCCUUGUGCUUUCCAAUAAAUAACCUUCAAAAUAAACGUUUACUCUUACCACUACCUCAUUUCAGGCAUCAAGCCUCUUUAAACUGUUGACCUCCCCAUGCAAAUCCCCAUACUCUUUCCACAAGAACAUAAGUAAUUAUGACCCUUGAGAGUUUUCUCCCUUUUCUGCUCUACACUUCUGCCUGAGGUAAUCGUCCCACCCACUAAUCUCUGAAUAUAACUUUUUUGGUGAUCACGUUUCAAUUAGGGUUAAUAACUUUCUUGUCCACCUUCAGUCCCAAAUGCUAAUAAUAUCUCUGUAAGUACCAGUCACUGACUCCCUGGCACUAUCCUUCUACACAUGAUCCUCCUCUGUUGUCUGUUUAGCUACCAACGAAUGCUCCAGUACGAUGAAUUUUUGGCAGACUUGCGCAUGCGCGUUGUCAUGGUCCAUGAGGGUCAUUACAUACAAUUCAGAUGACUAGGUGGGCUGAGUUUUCCGGAGUCUGAGUUUGCCAUUUUAACUACCUUUUUCAAGCUUUUUCUCAAGAUCUCUAAUUAUUUUUCCUCCCUAUGCAGCUUAGAUACUAUAAUCUUUUUAUAAAGGUUUCUGACCUCCCCUAACUUAUUUCUUGCCACUUUGUUCCCACUCAUAUAAAGCUGUUCAAAAUACUUCGUUUCAACUAAAACCCUCAUACUCCCUAAAGUUUGAUCAACCUUACCUGUACAUCAAAAGCUUCAGUAUACUUUACUCUAACCAAUCGUCUUUCUUGACGCCACUUUCUAAUUCUGUGUUUCGGCUUUUAAGCCCAAUUGCUUUCCAGCUGCAUUGCUUGUUGAAGGUUGUGCCUACAAUCCUGCUACCACAGCACCACACUAUAAAAUCACACCAAAAUCAGUUGAGCCAAUUAUAUAGCAAAUCUCAAAACUCCCUCAUCUAUGUAUAGCAAACAACUAACUGUAUGCUACCACCAAUUUCUGCCAAGACACUAGUCUACUGAUACAUAUCACCAGCUCGACCUCACCCAACUCGCAAUACCUAUUUCUAGUGUGUAAGCACUAUCAGUAACGUUCACACCACAACCUGGCAACAAUAGAGAAAAUGUGUCAUGGGCUCGUUGUGUUUCAGCCCACUCACAAUGUGCCCCUGAUUUUCUUGUCUCCCUUUCUUGUUAUUGUUCCCAAAUGUUAUUGAUCCCAUAUUAUUUCUGUGCUGUUGUAGGCCACAUAUUGAAGAUCAUGGUACCUGUGAGAUCAAAAUUUACGAAGUAUUUCUCGAAGUUCACAUUGGGGUGGCAACAGAUUCCUCUGGUCAUGCGGUGGUUUCCACCAACUACUGUGACCUCCACAUUGGCAAGCUGGACAUACAGUUUGACGGUGGAGCCUCAUGGCUGUAUAACCUGUUUUCUAGCGAUAUUAGUGAUGAACUCAAAGGCUCUAUUGAGGAGCAGAUAUGCAAAACAGCUUCUUUGGAGAUAGAUACAGAGGGUAACAAGGCACUAGCAUCUAUGCCAGGUUGAUCAGCAUUCUCUUUAAAACCAUUCCAUUACCACAAUGUAUUGCUUAUACAGUCAACAUUACCAUCAGUUCAGUCGCAGAGGUGGACUUUGCAAUGAUUCAGGAUCCCAUUAUCACUACGGGACACAUAGAGACCAAUCACAAGGUUAUAAUAUUAUAUUUAUAGCUAAAGAUUGAAGGAUAAGUAUGAUCUUGCUUGAUCCAAGCCCCGAGUUCCAGUUCCAAACAGAAAGUGUUCUAGUAUGGAAUGCCCUUUCUGCCAAAAAUAAUGUGUCUUCUGCCGGCCAACAAUUGAUGAUCUUUUACUCAAUUUUUCAUUCUCUGAAUCGAUCUUCUAUUCUAUUUUGUUAGAAAUCAUUCUCUAAAUCAGAAGUUCCCCGACCCGAUUUUGUAAACGACCUUUCGCUUGAUUGUUCAUCAUCUGUCUUGCGUCUCCGCCCCAUGCAAGGGGAAAAGAUCGUCUGGUGACGGAAAACCUGCUAAAGCUAUAGACGUCAUAUCCAAACCAAUCUUCUUCCUAAAAAACUCAGCGGAC
This is a messenger RNA of Geodia barretti, 3547 nucleotides long. The record is from the annotation of a GenBank genome assembly. NCBI's taxonomy places the organism in Eukaryota, Metazoa, Porifera, Demospongiae, Tetractinellida, Geodiidae.